AUGCUUCGUGAGGAAAGGAUGGAGGAGUUCGAGACUGUGGAGGACGAGCCGUGGUACGACCAACGGGACCUGGAGCAGGAUCUCCACUUGGCUGCUGAGCUGGGUAAGACUCUGCUGGAGCGUAAUAAGGAGCUGGAGGAUGCUCUACAGGGCAUGUACAUCAACAACGAGGAGCAAGUGCAGGAGAUAGAGUAUCUCUCUAAGCAGGUGGAGAUGCUGAGAGAUAUGAACGAGCAGCAUGCCAAGGUGUACGAGCAGCUGGACGUGACGGCCCGAGAGCUGGAGAUCACUAACGAGAAGCUGGUCCUGGAGAGCAAAGCAUCGCAACAGAAGAUAGACCGUUUAACAGGUACUAUGGAGACUCUGCAGUCCCAGGUGGAGUCCCUGACGGGUCGUGUGCAGGAGCUGCGCUCACUAGAGGAGCUGAGGGUGCGACGCGAGAAGAAGGAACGCCGCAAGACUGUCAGCUCAUUCCCCUGCCUUAAGGAGCUGUGCACCGCACCCAGGUACGAGGACGGCUUCCUGGUGGCAUCAGCGGGUGACGUGUGUGUGCCGGAGCGCCGGCCUCUGGAGCAGGAGAAUGAUCGCUUGCGUGCGGCCAUGACGUCGCUAAGGGCGUUGCUAGGGGCGGAGCGAGGCCGGCGGGAGGAGGCGGAGCGAGAGUGUUCCGCCGUGGUGGCAGAGUUCCAGAGAUUGGAGCAGCGCCUCCUGGGGGCCGAGGGCUGCGCUCUACGGGUGCAGGAGUUAGAGGCUGAGCUUCGUGAGAUGCAGGCUCUGCGUAAGUCCCGCCUCUGCUUGACGGGUAUCUCCUCCAGUUUCGAGGGGGAGGAGCCUCUGGAGCACACGCUGCUAAACCACGCCCCCGAGACCGACACCCCCGCCGAGGGGGCGGAGACUUCCGGAGGGGGAGGGGGCGACUCGGGGGGCGUUCCCGUACGCAAGAGCUGCAGUGACACAGCCCUGUCUGCCAUCUCCAGCCGCGACGCCUGCGGACGACCACGUGGCAGCUACGCCCUGCAUGCUAACGGGGUGCGCCGGCGGGGCAUGUCCAUCCUGCGCGAGGUGGACGAGCAGUACCACGCGCUCCUGGAGAAGUACGAGGAGCUGCUGGCCAAGUGCCGUCGCCACGACGACGACCUGUGCCACGCCGAGGUGCAGACCUCGCGGCCCGUCUCCCGCGACCCCUCCAUGCGCCACUGCUCCAGCGCCAACGCCCACGUGCCCGCCACCACGCACUCCCCGCCACACACCCCCUCCACCCCGGAGGCCCUUGAGGGCAUCAGCAGGCAGGUGGAGGCCGUGGAUAAGCGGCUGGGCCGCGACACGCCCGAGUACAAGACCCUCUUCAAGGAGAUCUUCUCACGCCUGCAGAAGACCAAGGGCGACAUCAACACGCCGGGGGGCACCUCUAGGGGGCGCAAGGCCAGCAAGUGA
This is a messenger RNA of Engraulis encrasicolus (European anchovy), 1434 nucleotides long. It is a transcript of the gene cdr2l, whose product is annotated as cerebellar degeneration-related protein 2-like. The transcript is spliced from 9 exons. NCBI's taxonomy places the organism in Eukaryota, Metazoa, Chordata, Actinopteri, Clupeiformes, Engraulidae. The coding region runs from base 1 to 1434 and encodes 477 amino acids. The record is from RefSeq and is a predicted model, not a curated record.